AUGACCUCCAACAGACUGCUAGUGGCGGCGCUGGACUUCGGUACGACUUUCUCUGGGUAUGCUUUCUCUACAACAGCAGAGAACAAGGAAAACCCUCUCAAAAUUCAGUCUAACCAGGCGUGGACUACUGGUGGCAGAUCUUUGCUCUCUCUCAAAACUCCAACAUGUCUUCUUCUGGACAAAGAUAAAAAAUUUGUGUCGUUUGGAUUCGAGGCUGAAGAUGUAUACUCAGAUCUACUCAUGGACAAUGUAGCUGAUGAUUACUACUUCUUCCAGAGAUUCAAGAUGAAACUGCAUGAAAAUUCCGACUUGUCCAUGUCUACAAUGAUUGAGGACGUCACUGGGAAAUCCGUCAAUGCUUUGGAGGUAUUUUCCAAGUCUAUCAGCGCCUUGAAGAACCACCUGAUGAAGACACUGGAAACCCAGAAGGCAGACAUCACACCAGAAGAAAUCCAGUGGGUCCUUACGGUCCCUGCCAUCUGGUCCGACACUGCAAAACAAUUCAUGCGAUCAGCUGCGGAACAGGCCGGAAUUCCUGGAGGUCAAUUGAAGAUAGCAUUGGAACCAGAGGCAGCCUCUCUGUACUGUCAGCACCUUCCCCUCGACAAACUUACCGGAGCUGAGACAGGCUUCUCCGUCACCAAAACGGGCACCAGGUACAUGGUGAUCGACGUAGGAGGUGGAACUGUCGACAUCACUGUGCACGAGAAACUUGACGGAGGUAAGCUUAAGGAAUUAUACAAGGCUAGUGGAGGAGCUUGUGGUGGUACAGCUGUAGACAGCAAAUUCAUCCAUUCGGCGUUCAUCAAAGUGGUAGGGAAACCCGUCAUGACAGAGCUAGCGGAACAAUAUCCGGGUAGCUACUUGGAUUUAUACAGAGAGUUCGAGACUGUUAAAAGGACCGUUACUCCCGUCAGAGAGGGCAAGGUCAAUUUAACUAUUCCUAUUGUGGCCAUCAACAAAGUGAUGGACGAUAUGGGGGAGUCCUUCAAGGAUGCCCUCAUGUCUAGCCCAGUAGCGGGAAAAAUUGCACUUCUUGGUGACAAACUUCGGAUCGACGCGGAAAUGAUGAAAGAAAUCAUUUUUGGAGAGGUCUUAAAAGAUAUUGUCAAUCACGUGCGAGAUAUUCUCAAAAGGCCGGAAACAAACGGCGUUACCAUUCUACUCCUUGUUGGUGGUUUCUCAGAAUCUCCAAUGGUCCAAGAUGCAAUCCGUAAGGCGUUUCCAAACAAGCGAGUCGUUAUUCCAAACGAGCCUGGUUUGUCUGUAUUGAAAGGUGCAGUACUAUUCGGACACAAGCCAGAAACGAUCGCUUCACGAAUAAUGCGUUACUCAUAUGGGGUUGAUACAAUGCCGUCCUUUGAUAUAACAAAACACAGAAAUGACAAAAAAGUCACAAUUGCCGGUGAAGACCAUUGCUUAAAUGUGUUUAGUGAGUUCAUGGCUGCGGGAACAUCUGUCCCGGUUGGUCACACGGAAUUAGCAGCGUACACAACCACAACACCAUUUCAAUCUGCGAUGAAAUUAAAGAUAUAUUGCUCGACAGAAAAAUCGCCAAAUUACACAGAUGACGACUGUUGCACUAUGAUGGGUCGUAUGGACAUCACGGUACCAAACCCAACCGCCGAAGAACGCAACUUAAUUGUAAUGUAUAGCUUCGGCGACACGGAACUUAAAGUUACUGCGAUGGAAGCCAAGUCGAAAGAGCCUUGCGUGGCAGAUUUCAACCUUUUGAAAUGA
This is a messenger RNA of Ylistrum balloti, 1740 nucleotides long. RefSeq names its product heat shock 70 kDa protein 12A-like. Gene Ontology annotation, molecular function: ATP-dependent protein folding chaperone; ATP binding. Bases 1 to 1740 code for a protein of 579 amino acids. NCBI's taxonomy places the organism in Eukaryota, Metazoa, Mollusca, Bivalvia, Pectinida, Pectinidae. The transcript is spliced from 4 exons. The record is from RefSeq and is a predicted model, not a curated record.